This is a messenger RNA of Cuscuta epithymum, 855 nucleotides long. The record is from the annotation of a GenBank genome assembly. NCBI's taxonomy places the organism in Eukaryota, Viridiplantae, Streptophyta, Magnoliopsida, Solanales, Convolvulaceae.
AUCAUCCCGAAACCACCAGAAACUUCCUCGAGGGCAUAUAAAUAACGGCUAGUUCUCCUUCUCCUACAUCGAAUCAAAUUCUGAGCUUUCUAAUUUGAAAAUUAAACAACUAAUCGCAACCAGUUAUUCAAUUCACAACUAAUCUGAAGAUGUCUCUGAUUCCAAGCAUAUUUGGUGGCCGGAGAAACAGCAACCUUUCCGACCUCGGCGUUUGGGACCCUUUCCGCGACCUAUCGUUCCCGUUUCCUAAUUCCGGCGAGACGUCGUCGUUCGUCAACACUCGUGUCGAUUGGAAAGAGACGCCGGAGGCUCACGUCAUCAAGGCGGACAUCCCCGGGCUGAAGAAGGAAGAAGUCAAAGUCGAAGUUGAAGACGACCGGGUUGUUCAGAUCAGCGGGGAGCGGAAGGUCGAGAAGGAAGAGAAGAACGACACGUGGCACCGAGUGGAACGGAGCAGCGGCAAAUUCAUGAGGCGGUUCAGGUUGCCGGAAGACACGAAGAUGGAUCAGAUCAAGGCGUCCAUGGAGAACGGUGUGCUCACCGUCACCAUUCCGAAGGCUGAGGUGAAGAAGCCCGAUGUCAAGUCCAUUGAAAUCUCCGGUUAGAUGAUGAAUAUCGCGUCAGUUUGGAUCUGAAAUUUCAUAACAUGUGUGAUUUUGCCCUGGGGUUUAUGGUGUGUUAAUGUAAUGGUGAUUAAUAGUAAAUGUGAAAAAUAAAAUUACUUCUGUCUAUUCAAAUAUCAUCUCUUUUCUUUGGGUCAUUGUGUAGAAUCUCUAUAAAAAAUGUCAUACAUUGAUAGUAUUGAUCUGUUAUUUAUCAUUAUCAUCUAAAUAAACAACCAAUUCCUUCCGCUCA